Coccinella septempunctata (seven-spotted ladybird) is the source of this 3366-nucleotide messenger RNA. RefSeq lists its product as uncharacterized. Bases 71 to 3325 code for a protein of 1084 amino acids. The transcript has 16 exons. NCBI's taxonomy places the organism in Eukaryota, Metazoa, Arthropoda, Insecta, Coleoptera, Coccinellidae. The record is from RefSeq and is a predicted model, not a curated record.
CGAAUACUGACCUAUAUUAUCACCUUAUUCGUCGAGUAGAGAUCAGUGUAAAGACGCCAAAAAUCAGUUGAUGAAUAUGAGCUCUGAUCCUCGGGUAAAUGUCGAAUGUGGAAUCUUAGAGGGGUAUGUCUGUGAAAAUGAGACUGACCCCGGAAAGAGUUAUUUUUCUUUUCAAGGAAUUCCCUACGCUAAACCACCCUUAGGUGAACUACGUUUUAAGGCACCGCAACCAGUAGAACCAUGGACGGGGGUGAAAGAAGUGAAAAAGGAUGGAAAUCCUUGUUAUUCAGUAAAUCCAUUCAAAGAAGGAGAAACGUUGGGCUCUGAGGAUUGUCUUUAUUUGAACGUUUACACACCAACGCUGCCAACAAUGCACAACGAUGGAUUGCACUAUGACCUGAAACCUGUGAUGGUUUUCAUUCAUGGGGGAGCUUUCACCUUAGGGUCAAACACGAAACAACUGUAUGGACCUGAUUACCUGAUCCGUGAAGAUGUGGUUAUUGUUGCCAUCAACUACAGAUUGGGAUUUCUAGGGUUUUUCCACUUGAAGGACAAAAAGUUGGGAGUAACAGGAAACGCUGGUUUCAAAGACAUGGUCUUGGCACUGCGGUGGGUGAAAAAUAACAUAAGAAAUUUCAAUGGAGACCCAGAAAAUAUCACCAUAUUUGGCGAGAGUGCCGGUUCAGUAUCAGUUCAUCUCCUAGUUCUAUCACCGAUGGCCAAAGGUCUUUUCCACAAAGCUAUAGCCCAAAGUGGAAAUGCAUUAAAAACUUGGGCUGAGUGUGACGACGUGGCAUCAAAAAUUGCUGAGGCUCUCAAUUUGGACAGCAACGAUGAUGAAAAGCUUCUGAAGAAAUUAAGGGAAAUGAAAGUUGAAGACCUUCACUCCCUUCAAGAAUCCUUUCCUGACCCUUGGGAUGUGAGUGUGCAACGUUUGGUGGGUUACGUAGUGGAAGAUCUAGAUCAAGAGGAAGAGGCUUUUCUAACUCAACAUCCAAUAAAGAUUCUAGAGAGUGGUGACUACAACCAAGUGCCUCUUAUCAUGGGUUACACUUCUAGCGAAGGCAUGUUUAUGCACUGGAAAGGAAAAAAGUCCUUCAAAGAGCUAACACCUGACAUCGAACAUAUCAUACCCAGAUAUUUCAAUCUCAAAAAAGGGACGCCUGCGUCGAAGAGAGUCAGUCAAAAAAUAAUGAAUUAUUACUUUGGUACCAAGGAUCCGGAUGAAGCCGGUAUUGAAGCUGCUUAUGAGUUAUGGUCGGAUAACUUGUUUAUCAGAGAUAUUUAUAGAUCUUUGAAAAUGCACGCUGAAACCAGUGACAAACCCAUAUAUGCUUAUGAAGUGACAGUAGAGACAUCACUUAAUCUAUGCAAGAAAAUGUUUGGGAUAACAGUGCCAGGUGUCGCACAUGGUGACGACUUGGGCUACUUAUUCAAAUCUUCAAUGACCGGUAAACUAGAGCCUAACAGUCCGGAAGAUGUAGGUGUAAGAAGAUUCUGCAAGAUGUGGACCAACAUCGCAAAAUAUGGCAACCCAAAUUCACCUACAACAGAUCCUCUCCUCCAAACCUCUUGGAAAGCGUUCACAAAGGACGAAAAAAAUUAUCUUGAAAUAGGUCAGGAACUCACUGCUAAAAAGAGUGAGACGUUGUCAGUUGGUGGAAAUAGCGCACACCUCGCGACAACUAUGAGUUCUGAUGCUCGUGUGAAAGUAGAAAGUGGAGUUUUGGAAGGUUAUGCCUGUGAAAAUGAGGCCGACCCAGGAAAAAAAUAUUUCUGUUUUCAAGGGAUUCCGUAUGCCAAGCCACCUGUGGGAGAACUACGUUUCAAGGCGCCACAACCAAUAGAACCAUGGGUAGGAAUCAGAGAGGCAAAGGAAGAUGCAGACCAUUGCUACGCAAGAAAUAUGCUGAACUCGAAGGAAAAAUCAGGUUCUGAAGAUUGCCUCUAUUUGAACGUGUACACACCAAAGCUCCCAGUAAAAACUAACAAUAAUAUCAGUUAUGAUUUGAAACCAGUCAUGGUGUUCAUCCACGGAGGUGCUUUCACCUCCGGCUCAAACUCCAAGAUGAUUUAUGGUCCAGAUUAUCUCAUCCGCGAAGAUGUUGUUCUUAUUUCCAUCAACUACAGAUUAGGAUUUUUAGGGUUCUAUCAUUUUAAGGACAAAAGCUUAGGCGUACCAGGAAACGCUGGUUUGAAAGACAUGGUCAUGGCGUUGAAAUGGGUGAAAAGAAACGUCAGAAAUUUCAAUGGAGAUCCAGAUAACAUAACUAUAUUUGGAGAAAGCGCUGGUGGGGCAUCAGUUCAUCUACUAGUAUUGUCGCCAAUGGCCAAAGGUCUUUUCCACAAAGCAAUUGCACAAAGUGGAUGUGCCUUAAAUCUUUGGGCAGAAGGGGAUAACAUCACACCAAUAGUCGCCAAAUCUCUCAAUAUGGAAGGAGCCGAUGAAAGGACAGUACUGCGAAAGUUGAGGUCGAUGAAAGUCGAAGAUUUGUUUGCAAUACAAGAGUCAUUUCCAGAUCCCUGGGACGUGAGUGUAAAACGAUUCAUCGGUUAUGUAGUAGAGGAUCCUAAUCAAGAAGAAGAACCUUUCCUCUCAGAACACCCCAUGAAGAUUUUAGAGAGGGGUGUUUACAACCAUGUGCCUUUGAUGAUGGGAUAUAACUCAAGAGAAGGAAUGCUUGUUCACGGUAGCGGGAAAAAACCGUUCAAGCAAAUAAUUCCAGAUAUCGAAAAAACAGUGCCUAACUACCUCGGGAUUCCAAAAGGAUCAUCCUCAUCGAAAAUAGUAGCUAAUAAAAUCAUGGAACAUUACUUCGGAGAUCAAGAUCCAGACGAAGCUGAUGUAGAUCUUUCUUAUAAGUUAUGGUCGGACAAUUUUUUUAUCAGAGAUAUUUAUAGAUCAGUCUCAGGACAUUGUAGGAACAGUUCGAAGCCAGUGUAUCUGUAUGAAAUGACAAUUGAAACAUCAUUGAAUAUGUUCAAGUUUUUGGCAUCAAUAGAAACUCCAGGUGUUUGCCAUGCGGACGACAUAUUCUACCUCUUCAAAACACCACUAAAUUCCGAUAUUGAACCGGGCAGUCCAGAGGAUGAAGCGGUAAGAAGGUUCUGUAAAUUGUGGACCAACUUUGCCAAACGUGGAGAUCCAAAUCCACCAGUCAGAGAUCAUCUGUUACCAGUCGUUUGGAAGGCUUUCAGGAACGAAUCAAAGAAUUAUCUGGAGAUUGGCGAAGAAUUAGUGGCUAGGGUAGAACCUUUGAAAGAAAGGAUGCAAUUUUGGGAAGAUCUACAUAUUCAUAGAAAAGCUGCCAGUUCGAAACUAUGAAUACAUGUGUUGUAAAAAAGAAAAUUAAAAAAUUAUACCAA